This is a messenger RNA of Chlorella variabilis, 861 nucleotides long. RefSeq lists its product as hypothetical. NCBI's taxonomy places the organism in Eukaryota, Viridiplantae, Chlorophyta, Trebouxiophyceae, Chlorellales, Chlorellaceae. The coding region runs from base 1 to 861 and encodes 286 amino acids. The record is from RefSeq and is a predicted model, not a curated record. The transcript is spliced from 6 exons.
AUGUCGCUCCUCGGGUCGGCCUCCUACCAGCGAUCGCCGCCGCUGCCCGCCGCCGUCGCCGCCAGCCGGCACGGUGGGCUGGCAGCAGCCCUGCAGAAGCGUCUUGGCAGCCGUGCAGCCGUGCAGCACCGCCCCAGCAGCACGAGCAGGGCGCAGCUGCUCCCUGCCGCUGUAGCGGCGGGAGCGCAGGCUGCGCAGCAGCAGCAGCAGCAGCAGCCGCCCAGGCACAGCCGCCUAAAGGAUCCCGCCAAGCUGUCAGCCUCCAUGCAAGCGUCCGUCCCUGUUCCGGACCGCGGCGGCGCCAUCUCGCUGGACAAGUACAUGCGCCUGCCGCCGGAGCAGUACAACGAGCUGGACCCGGCGAUGAUCAAGGCGCUGGGAGGCAGCUCGUUCCUGCUCAAAGUGCCCAGGAUGACGUUGUUCAACGUGUGGGUGGAGCCAGAGGUGGUUGUGUCUGUGCGGGUGGCUGACGGCUCGCCGGGGGUCAUCUUUGAGGCCGGCGAGUGCACGCUGCGUGGCAGCGACCUGCUGAACCAGCUGGGCUUGGACCGCCGCUUUGUGCUCUACUUCCACACCAUGCUGACAUGGCAGCCGGGGAGCAAGGCGGCAUCCAUGCCUGGCGCAGCACCAAGCAGCAGCAGCGCUCUCAGCAAUGGCAGCGGCAUGGGCGCCAUCCACGCCAAGGCUGACGUGCAAGUGUGGACCGAGGGCACCGGCAACACGGUGGUGGGCGCGCUGCUGCAGGCGCUGCUGCCCAUCUUCAUGAACCUCCUGGCCGAAGACUACAAGCGGUGGUCCACAGAUGCGGCAUACAGGGCGCGCCGCGCGGCCGCGCCCCGGCAGGCGGCGCCGUUGCCCUAG